CUUCUCUUUGUGCCCCAACUUCAUUUUACAGGAUCAAUCAAACAAGCAUAACCCGUUCAUAGAGUAGUCCUCCUUCAGUCGUCUUCCCUUCAAUCUUCUGCUAAAUCACAUGACGACCCUCUAAACCCUGAUCGGUAAUUGCCUAACAACCAUCGCUCCUUCCGCCCUAUGACUCUUGCCUUAUCCACAAAAGCAAGGCAGCCAAAUGAGGAAACUAUAAAAGCAUGCUAAUCGGUUCCUUGGUCAGGACCUCUCCUUUUAUAAAACAUCUACCCUUACAAUCACAAGGUCUAAAAUUCAUACGCACAAUGGCAACUUCAGGCCCCACGCCACCCAAAUCAUCCUACGGCCCCAGCACUGACAUCCAAGAAUUCCACGAUGUACUCAAAUCUUCGAAAAGAAUCAUGGCUUUAUGUGGUGCGGGGUUAUCUGCUGCAAGUGGAUUAGGCACUUUCAGAGGUGCAGGAGGCAUGUGGAGAAACCAUAAAGCCACGGCGUUGGCUACACCUGAGGCCUUCGAGAGGGAUCCUGGGUUGGUGUGGUUGUUUUAUAGUUAUAGGAGGCAUAUGGCACUACAAGCGAAGCCGAAUGCUGGGCAUUAUGCAUUGGUGGAGGCGAGUAAGAGGAUGAGAAGUUUCUUGACGAUGAGCCAGAAUGUCGAUGGACUUUCUCAACGUGCAAAGCACCCCAGGGAUCAACUCAAGCUUCUCCACGGCUCACUGUUCGAUAUCAAGUGCUUUAGUUGUGACUACAUUGAACUGAAUAACUUUGACGAUCCUUUCCACCCACUUCUCGCCAUCGAUUCCGACGAGGAUGCUCGACUUGCUGCAGCGGCAAACAACGGCGAAUCCACGAAGGUGAAAACCAAACCCAUUCUUCCGAAGAACUUACCUCAUUGCCCGUCUUGCAAGACUGGGCUUCUUCGACCAGGUGUUGUCUGGUUCGGCGAACCACUACCAGAAGAUACUGUGGCUGAGAUUGAUAGCUUUAUCGAUGAAGAUAAAGUGGAUCUGAUGCUGGUAAUUGGGACAACCGCCACUGUCUACCCCGCUGCUGGCUAUGUCGACGAAGCCAGGAAGAAGGGAGCUAGAGUUGCCGUUGUUAAUAUGGAUGGUCUUGAUGGAGAGUUGGGCGCUGCUAGUAAUCUCAAGAGGGGAGAUUUUUUGUUUCAAGGCGAUGCAGCAAAGAUUUUGCCAGAGAUUCUGAAGCCGCUUAUUGGGGAGUUGAAGAUUCCGGAGACCGAGGGAGUCUGAAGUGAGAAGUAGUGCAGGAAAUAAAAUCAUACUCAAUCCAAACCAGAAUCCGAGUCUUCUCGUAUUCGAAUUGAA
This is a messenger RNA of Mollisia scopiformis, 1328 nucleotides long. RefSeq names its product DHS-like NAD/FAD-binding domain-containing protein. The record is from RefSeq and is a predicted model, not a curated record. Bases 309 to 1253 code for a protein of 314 amino acids. Gene Ontology annotation, molecular function: NAD+ binding; protein-succinyllysine desuccinylase activity; protein-malonyllysine demalonylase activity. The transcript is spliced from 2 exons. NCBI's taxonomy places the organism in Eukaryota, Fungi, Ascomycota, Leotiomycetes, Helotiales, Mollisiaceae.